This is a messenger RNA of Phalaenopsis equestris, 1221 nucleotides long. RefSeq names its product glucan endo-1,3-beta-glucosidase-like. The coding region runs from base 53 to 1057 and encodes 334 amino acids. The transcript has 2 exons. The record is from RefSeq and is a predicted model, not a curated record. Gene Ontology annotation, cellular component: plasma membrane. Gene Ontology annotation, molecular function: hydrolase activity, hydrolyzing O-glycosyl compounds. NCBI's taxonomy places the organism in Eukaryota, Viridiplantae, Streptophyta, Magnoliopsida, Asparagales, Orchidaceae. Gene Ontology annotation, biological process: carbohydrate metabolic process.
UUAUAUAUUUAUAUAUAUCGAAGCUAUUUCUGAAAAUUUUUAAGAGAAAGCCAUGAAAAAGCACAGUUUCUUCGUCUCCAUUAUCGCCGUUAGCUCGCUCCUUAGCUUCCUCAUUGCAGGAGUGGAAUCAAUAGGGGUCUGCUAUGGCAGGGAUGGGAACAAUCUCCCUUCACCAAGUGACGUCAUUGCUCUCUACAAAUCCAACAAUAUUGGAGGGAUUCGGCUGUACAGCCCCGACCAAGACGCCCUCCAAGCCCUCCAAAACUCCAACAUUCCCGUCAUCCUCGACGUCCCCAACUCCGACAUCCCCUCCCUUGCCUCCUCCUCCUCCUCCGCCGCCUCUUGGGUACAAACCAACAUCCAGCCCUUCUCCUCCUCCGUCUCCUUCCGCUACAUCUCCGUCGGCAACGAGCUCAUCCCAAGCUCUCAAGCCCAAUCUAUCCUUCCUGCCAUCCAAAACCUUCAAAACGCCUUACAAUCCGCCGGCCUUCAAAUCAAGGUCUCCACUUCCGUCUCCACCGGCGUUCUCUCCACCUCCUACCCUCCUUCCGCCGGCGCUUUCUCCUCCGACGCCCUCACCACUCUGCAACCAAUCAUUAACUUUCUCGCCAGCAAUGGCGCUCCCCUGCUCGUAAACGUCUACCCUUACUUCAGCUAUGCCGGCGACACCGCCGACAUCUCCCUCGAAUACGCGCUGUUCACCUCGCAGGGGACGGUGGUGCAGGACGGUGGGCUGAGUUACCAGAAUCUGUUCGAUGCGCUUGUUGAUGCGGUUUACUCGGCGUUGGAGAAGACGGGAGGUUCUGGGGUAGCGGUCGUGGUGUCGGAGAGCGGGUGGCCGUCCGACGGCGGGACGGCGGCGACCGCAGAUAAUGCGCAGACCUAUGUUUCUAAUUUAAUUAAGCAUGUGGGGCAGGGGACGCCGAAGAGGCCGGGGAGUAUUGAGGCAUAUAUAUUCGCCAUGUUUGAUGAGAAUGAGAAGCAGCCACAGGGUAUAGAGAAUCACUUUGGGUUGUUCACUCCCGAUAAGCAGCUUAAAUACUCCAUUUCGUUUUAGGCAUAAAAGCUUGCAUGCAGCUCGAAAUAAAGCGACGUGGAGCAACACACGUUGUCACGUGGUAUAUGUAUUGGGUAAUAAAAGCUUGGUGUUUUAAUUUAUUUGGUCUGGUUUCUUAUGUGAUUUUUAAGGUUUUGAGAAAUAUUUUCUCAUCAUAAUAGCUA